This is a messenger RNA of Ananas comosus (pineapple), 2356 nucleotides long. RefSeq lists its product as uncharacterized. Lineage: Eukaryota; Viridiplantae; Streptophyta; Magnoliopsida; Poales; Bromeliaceae. The transcript has 3 exons. The record is from RefSeq and is a predicted model, not a curated record. Bases 126 to 2045 code for a protein of 639 amino acids.
AGGUUAUCAAACUUUCUCACAGCAACUCUCUCUCAGUUGUGGGCUAGCAAAAAGCGGCGAGAGCAGAAAGAACGAAAGAAAGAACGAAAGAAAGAGGGAGAGAAAGCAGAGCUAAUCUGAAAAAAAUGGAAGAAGGGGCUAAGAAGGAGAAGGCGGAAGAGGAGGAGGAGGAGGAGGAGGAGGAGGAUUUGCUAUUCGGCUUGAAGAUAAGCAAAGCGAUAAUAACCGCGGUGGGCCAAAAGGGCGGCUUGUCCACGCCGGCGCCCGCCUGGAAAUUGGAGGACGAGGACGAGGACGAGCUCUCGCCGGCGGCGAAGCCGAGGAGGGUGCGGGGGAGCGCCGUGUCGGCGCGGAGGCUGGCAGCGAGCUUCUGGGAGAUGCAGAACCUGCAGCCCUCGCCAUCGCCGCGGCGGCCUUCUUAUUCUGCGGCGAGACCGAGGAGCCGGCCCAUUGAUCGGCCCAAAAAUUCUGAUGGCUUAAGGAGGGAACUUGCAGCUUCUUUGAUCCACAAUCAUAAACUGCCGGAGAGAAGUAGCCUAACCCUGCAACCUCUAUCUCCAGCAAGUUGUAGUAGCACAAUGGAGCCAGCUCUUUUCGACCAAGCAAUCACGCCUAGCAGCUCCAUAGAUCUUAAGGGUAAGCUUGUGGAGUCCGGGUAUAGACUUAAAACAUCUGCAGAAUUAUUGAAAGUAUUGAAUCGCAUUUGGAGCCUGGAAGAAAAGCACGCAUCUGAUAUAUCUCUGGUGAAAGCGUUGAAGGCAGAGUUACAGCACACACAAGCCUGCACUCAGGAGCUGAUGCGGGAACAGCACGGAUAUCGGCACCAGGUGGAUUCUUUAAUGAAGCAAGUUUCAGAAGACAAACAAAUUAGAAGAAGCAAAGAGCUAGAAAGGGUUGAAGAAGCAGCCCAAUCAAUGCAAUUAGAACUCGAAGAUGAGAGGCGGUUGAGGCGGCGGUCUGAGAGCCUCCACAGAAAACUAGGUAAGGAGUUAUCUGAAGCAAAAGCUGCUUUUCAAAAAGCAACAAAAGAGCUAGAAAAGGAGAGGGAAGCAAAUUGCCUUUUAGAAGACCUGUGCGAUGAGUUUGCAAAGGGAAUUAGAUGUUAUGAAGAGGAAGUCAGGGAGUUGAAACACGGGCCUGAGACGAAUUAUAGCCCUAAAUUCGACCGGAUGGUUCUUGAUAUUUCCAAAGCAUGGCUAGAUGCACGAGACCGAAUGGAAGCUGCAGAAUCGAAAGGAGACUUGGCUGAAAUGUGCAAAAUUACAGAAAAAUUAAGUGGUGAAAUCCAAACUUUUCUUCAAGCUAAGAGUGACGACAUGCACAAGAACGAUAGAAAAAGGGGGAGUAAUUUGCGGCGUCAAUCUCUCGAGUCUUUAUAUCUAAAUGGAAAUAUGAGCGCGCCUCAUGAUGCUGAAGAGGAUGAUUCCGUAGCCAGUGAUUUGCACUGUUUUGAGCUUAACAUGGGUGCCUUGAGCCAUGAACAAUUAAACCAACAUUCCAAACAUGGCACAGAGAAAUUAGAUUCAACAAGAAAUUGUCACUUUGCGGAGCGAAGAAUGAGAUACUCUGAAAACACCAAAGGUGAAAGUUCGUGCAGCAUGCAAUUUGAAGCUGAUUGUCCUGACAAUGUUACGACCCGUAAAUCCGAAAAUAGUCAUUCUCAAAAAGGUGGUAAGGGGUCAAGCAUGGAGUGGGAUGGCAUGAAUGUAGUAAACCAUCUAAACGAUAGCUUAUUGAAGAAGCACUUAGAAUUCUCCAAAUGCUGUAAAAUCCAACAUGAUGACAGUGAGAGGGAGAAGCCUCGCAAUCACUUAUUACGGAGGGGCCAAUUUAUUAAAGAAACUGGUUCAGGAAACUUGCGUAACCUGUCAAGUCCCUUGCAUAAUGCAUCUUUGGAUCUUGAAAUAUCCGAACCUUCAUCAAAAUUACGAAGGGGAAUGAAGGAGACCUCUUUGAAGACUAAAUUAAUUGAAGCAAGGUUAGAGGGCCGGCACUCUCGGUUGAAAGCCUCGAAAGCCUCGUCAAUUGACAGAACAAGAGAAUGAACAUCAAAAGGCAAGUUUAGUUUAGUAAACCGCUGUUUGCAUCCAAUUUGCAAUCUUUGUUGUCCAGAUAUGUGAAGUGGAAUAGAGCUUGAUUACCUAGCUUUGUGGCCUCUUUCACCCUGUAGUUUUUGGUAGUCUUGAAUACCUUGUUCUAUGAAGUUAUGUGACGACUUCCGAAGAUGACCUUUAUUAGGUAUUGGACUAUCACUACUGUAUAUUAUUGCAGAAUCAGUAUGUAGUUGUAUUGUAUAAUUAUCAAACGGCCUCUCAUGUUUUAUGCUUAAAGAAUCCUUGGACUGUUCUUUUUUUUU